Molecule: messenger RNA, 384 nt
Organism: Trichomonas vaginalis G3
Lineage: Eukaryota; Parabasalia; Trichomonadida; Trichomonadidae
Exons: 1
Source: RefSeq, a predicted model, not a curated record
GUAAACAAGAAAGGUGAAUUUGUUCUAAAGUUCUGUUUCUGGGAAUAUGACAAGAACCAUAAAACAUUAAGCAGAGAAGUCUUUAAGUUUGUCAAUGACAGACUUGUUGACAGAGAUGACGCCGAUUGGAAAGAUGAAGUCCAACAAAAGUUCUUAGAAUGCAAAGAAGACACAUGCGCUGUUCUUGAAGAUGAAAUAGAAAACAGAAUAGAUGAGCUAUUAAAGGACAAAGAACUUUUACAUAAAUAUGGUUGCGCCAAAUUUGACAUAACUCCACCAGAGAAGAAGAAGAAGAGAGAAAAGAAAGAAAAGAAAGUAGAAGAAAAGAAAGUAGAAGAAGAGAAGAAAGAACCAGAGCCAGAGAAGAAGAAAUUUGACAUGUAA